Molecule: messenger RNA, 1373 nt
Organism: Chrysochloris asiatica (Cape golden mole)
Lineage: Eukaryota; Metazoa; Chordata; Mammalia; Afrosoricida; Chrysochloridae
Gene: B3GAT2
Product: beta-1,3-glucuronyltransferase 2 (glucuronosyltransferase S)
Exons: 4
Coding region: 101-1102 (333 amino acids)
Biological process (GO): chondroitin sulfate proteoglycan biosynthetic process; carbohydrate metabolic process
Cellular component (GO): Golgi membrane
Molecular function (GO): galactosylgalactosylxylosylprotein 3-beta-glucuronosyltransferase activity
Source: RefSeq, a predicted model, not a curated record
AGUGCGGGCACCGCAGCCGUCCAAGCUGCGCUCUGGGGUACCCCGGCUCGUCCCCCUCAGGGGUCGUAGGGGCGUCCAAGAGCCGGGGGAAGAGUGCGCCAUGAAGUCUCUGCUCUUCAGCCGCUUCUUCAUCCUCCUGCCCUGGAUCCUCAUCGUCAUCAUCAUGCUCGACGUGGACACGCGCAGGCCCGCGCCCCCGCUCACCCCGCGCCCCUACUUCUCUCCCUUUGCUUCGGGCCGCGGGGGCGCCCGACUCCCGCUCCGCAGGGGCAGCUCCAACAGCGGUCUGGGGCGCAGCGCGGAGAAGCGCAAUGAGUCUGGACUGCAGCCCCAGCCCCAGCCGCAGCCCCAACCCGAGCCGCCGCUACCCACCAUCUAUGCCAUCACGCCCACUUACAGUCGCCCGGUGCAGAAAGCCGAGCUCACCCGCCUGGCCAACACGUUCCGCCAGGUGGCGCAGCUGCACUGGAUCCUGGUGGAGGAUGCGGCCGCGCGCAGCGAGCUGGUGAGCCGCUUUCUAGCGCGGGCCGGAUUGCCCAGCACACAUCUACACGUGCCCACACCGCGGCGCUACAAGCGACCGGGGCUGCCGCGCGCCACCGAGCAGCGCAACGCCGGCCUCGCCUGGCUGCGCCAGAGGCACCAGCACCAACGCGCACAGCCGGGUGUGCUCUUCUUCGCCGACGACGACAACACUUACAGUCUGGAGCUCUUUCAGGAGAUGCGAACCACACGCAAGGUCUCUGUCUGGCCAGUGGGCCUGGUUGGUGGGCGACGCUAUGAACGUCCAUUGGUGGAAAAUGGCAAAGUUGUUGGCUGGUACACUGGCUGGAGAGCAGACAGGCCUUUUGCCAUCGACAUGGCAGGAUUUGCUGUAAGCCUUCAAGUCAUCUUAUCCAAUCCAAAAGCUGUAUUUAAGCGCCAUGGGUCCCAGCCAGGGAUGCAAGAAUCAGAUUUUCUAAAACAGAUAACAACAGUUGAAGAAUUGGAACCAAAAGCAAACAACUGCACCAAGGUUCUUGUGUGGCACACUCGGACAGAGAAGGUUAAUCUAGCCAACGAGCCAAAGUACCACCUGGACACAGUGAAAAUUGAGGUAUAAAUGAGAGCAGCAACUGGUGCAGUUUUCCUGGCCAAUGGAUGUGGAAGAGGAGGUUUGUCGUUUAGGCUGCAGAGAAUUCAGGUAUUGUUCAUUUUACUUCAGUACAACAGCCUUUAUUGUCAUCUGAUGGACAUCUGUACAAACAGAGCUUGUUGGUUAAAAUAAGCUAAUUAGAUGAUAAAAGAUGAUGUUCUGUCUUCAUUUGUUAUGCAUGUGUUCUCCCCAACCAAACAUUUUUGUAUAGUACAGUAACACUGCAGGAUACCAUUCU